Molecule: messenger RNA, 675 nt
Organism: Lynx canadensis (Canada lynx)
Lineage: Eukaryota; Metazoa; Chordata; Mammalia; Carnivora; Felidae
Product: liprin-alpha-1-like
Exons: 5
Coding region: 1-675 (224 amino acids)
Biological process (GO): synapse organization
Cellular component (GO): presynaptic active zone
Source: RefSeq, a predicted model, not a curated record
AUGGCCCAGAAGGAAGACAUGCAAGACAGGAUCACUACCCUUGAGAAGCGCUGCCUCAGGGCACAGCACGAAGCCACCUCUCUGCACGACCUCCAGGAUAAACUUGAAAAGGAGAUCGCAAAGAAGGACUCUCUGCAUCGACAGACUGCGGAUCAAAACCGCCAGUUUCAAGAGUGCCUGGAGGUGGCGGAGCGGAAGCUGCAGCAGACCCCGAGGAAGGCCAAGUCGCUGCCCGAGGUGGAAGCCGAGCCGGCCCAGAGGGUGGCCACCCUCUGCAAGGCCGAGCAGAGGCGUGGCAACAUCGUGGAAAGGCUGCGCCAGAUGGAGGCCCAGCUGGAGGAAAAGAACCAAGAACUGCAGCGGGUAAGGCAGAGAGAAAAACUGAAGGAAGAGAGUAAUCAACAUCUGUCCAACACUAUUGACAAGCUCCUUUCCGAAUCUGACGAGCGUCUUCAGCGUCAUCUGAAAGAGAGAAUGGCUGCUGCGGAAGAUAAGGAUCGGCUUCUACAAAAAAUGGAAGCACUGAGUGCCAUAUUAAAGCGGGCAAGAUUCAGAGGCUCUUCGCUUCACCAUGGGUAUGACACUUCCCGGUUCACAGAUCUGUUUGAGAUGCGGCUGGGGGCGGCUUCCCUCUGUCACCAGUGUGACCCGAACCAGCUCAUGGUUCCAAAGUAG